AUGGAAGAAUCUUCAAAGGGUCUUCUCACCCAAGUUACUCAAUUCUGGAACCUCCUGGAUGAUCUGGCUGAAAGUGACCCUGAGCGCUAUGAGAAUUUCAUUCAACAGCAGCUGAAAGAGGGGAAACAGCUCUUUGCCACCCCAGAACCACAGUUCUGUCUACAGACUAGGAUCCUGAAACCAAGAGAAAAAACACUUUUCAUUAACGUAUGUCAGUGGAAAAGGAUCCCAGCUCCCCAGUCAGCGACUCACCCUGUACCCAUACGUGUUGGCAGGCCAGAAGAUAUUUCUGAGACAUCAGGUGUUUACACAGUCAUUGAUGUUGCCUACCAUUCUGACGUUCUCCAGGCAGCAGAAAAGGACCAAGUGAAAAAAGAUCAGUUGAUACGGAUGACUAUGACAUGUAUUGAGGAGCGACUCCAAUUCACUCUCUCACACUCCUACCAUAUUGCAAAACUUAAAAUAAAAGGAAGCAUUCAAAAGAUGAAACAGAAUCUCAUGGGAAUCCAGAAUGACUUCACAGAUUUAAAAGAGAAAGUGAAGAAGGAACUAACCCUUGAACAGAUAAGAAACAGUACUGUAAGCAGUCCAGAUCACUUUCCUCUGCUUACACUGCCAAACGGCCAAAGUUCAGACAAAGCAGGGUGUCUGAUUGAGGAAAUUUGCAGUACUGAGACCCAGGUGGAGAUGAAGACCCCAACCUAUGAAUUAAAAACUGUGAAGGAUCAGAAUGAGAAACCUCUGAUAAUUGAACUGACAGUGGAGUUACCUGGUAUUCAUUCAGUCUCUCUCUGUGACCUUAGUGUGUCUGAGGUAAGUUGA
This is a messenger RNA of Orycteropus afer afer, 822 nucleotides long. It is a transcript of the gene PIH1D2, whose product is annotated as PIH1 domain containing 2. Gene Ontology annotation, biological process: box C/D snoRNP assembly; rRNA processing. The record is from RefSeq and is a predicted model, not a curated record. Gene Ontology annotation, cellular component: R2TP complex; cytoplasm; ribonucleoprotein complex. Lineage: Eukaryota; Metazoa; Chordata; Mammalia; Tubulidentata; Orycteropodidae.